Messenger RNA from Angiostrongylus costaricensis, 252 nucleotides. NCBI's taxonomy places the organism in Eukaryota, Metazoa, Nematoda, Chromadorea, Rhabditida, Metastrongylidae. The record is from the annotation of a GenBank genome assembly.
AUGUUCUUCUACGGGACGCGAGAGCAGCAUGUUUUUCCAUCGUCAGCUUCGUCGCGAAUGAUCUACACGCGAGCACUUGGCAAUCACCAAUUCAGAACUGCAGCAGGACUAUUCUCUGCGGCUGGACUCAUUCGUACCACCGCCGGUAUCCAUGAGGAACGUGAAGCUGCUGCAACUGCUGCCAAGAGGAAGAGCACGGCGCAAUGUAAGUUUGGCGAAUUGUUGUACAACCAUCCGAACCAGAAUGUUUAG